This is a messenger RNA of Clupea harengus (Atlantic herring), 1904 nucleotides long. RefSeq names its product putative GPI-anchored protein pfl2 (gene cusr). NCBI's taxonomy places the organism in Eukaryota, Metazoa, Chordata, Actinopteri, Clupeiformes, Clupeidae. Gene Ontology annotation, molecular function: metal ion binding. Bases 116 to 1234 code for a protein of 372 amino acids. The record is from RefSeq and is a predicted model, not a curated record. Gene Ontology annotation, biological process: superoxide metabolic process. The transcript has 9 exons.
AGGGCCUGACCAAGCUCAACGUCUCCCUGUCCAACCUCGGGGGAUUGUAGGGGGUUACCACGUCCACAUCCUGCCCAUCCUGAGUGGAAGAGCGCCCUGCUCCGAUGACAACAUCAUGGGCCAUUUCAACCCUUUCUCCAUCAACACCUCCGCUGACCCACUCCCAACCGUGGGGACCACAGAUGAGUAUGAGGUUGGCGACAUGGGUGGGAAGUUUGGACUGCUGAGAAACCUGGAUCAGAUACAGGACAUCUUCAUGGACAGUAACAUGCCACUGACUGGGCCAAACAGUGUCAUAGGGCGGUCUGUGGUUCUCCACCACCUCAAUGGAUCAAGGUUGCAGUGUUCAGACGUCUCAGCAGAGACGACCCCCGGGGCUGAGUGGGUGACGGCGAGCGCCACCUUCAGAGGCACCGUCUCAGGAGCCGUUACCAUGUCUCAGCAGAUCUUUCCUGAUGGCAGCUACAGUGACACCAUCCUGGAAGUAAACCUGCAAACAAACUCCACACUCAGGAACACAGAGGCCUCCUGGUUUCUGACUGAAACUCGCGUCAGCAAUUGCAGUGCUGCAGGAGGCGUUUACAAUCCCUUUAGUAUGACAGAGGAGAGUUCCACCUGUUCGGCGGACAGUGCUUUGAACUGCGUGGUUGGGGAUCUUACCGCCAGGCUCGGCGCAGUCAGCCUGACCAAAAGACAAUUGUUCAUUGACACUACCCUGCAGAUGGCCGGGGAUUUCACAGUCAUCUACAGGUCACUGGUCCUCCGUCAGGGAAGCAGUGUUGUUGCCUGUGCCACAGUUUCCCCACUGUCACCAUUUGCUCAGCAGCUCUUUCCCAAUGUGUCAUCUUUCAGCAGGCACGACUUCCGUAACAGAGUGUCGAAUGUCCUCGGCGUGAGCAUCUCCAGGAUCACCAUCCUGCCCGGGUCUCUUUCCGCAGAAAGUGACGGACGGUGUCAGCAGGUCACCUUCGUGGUGUCAGGUAACGUGAGCUCCAGUGCACUGGCCACAGUCAAAACCAGUCCGCUAAUGGGCCAGUUCCAGGAAUCCCCCACCUGCAACAGAGACACUCCAACCACUACAAGCACUCCAACCACUACAAGCACUACAACCACUACAAGCACUACAACCACUACAGCUCCGCCUUCUAGAGCUGACGGCUUGUGGCCUGGCGAUACAGCCCUGAUGUUCUCUGUGGUUGCUCCCAUGUUUCUUCGACUGAUGAUCCAACAUUAACUUACUCACAAAGCAUGACCGUCCUCAACGUCCUGUUAUAACCUGGGGACGUGAACCAAGCACCAUUUAAUAGUUUCUGCAACUGGUUAAGGUAUCAGAGGCCAUUUAGAAAAAAGUCUCCUUUACUGUAGUCUGUCUACUUGUUUACAACAUACUUGGUUGUUUGCAUUGGGUUAGUAGCCUGUCGUCCUGUCUCUUGGUCUGAUCUACUCUGGAAAACAACAGGAUAGUUGGUACUGUUUUGUUUCAAUUCAAAUUGUUGAUUUAAAAAAUCAAGCUCUAAUGUAUAUGUUUAAUUAACUGUAAAUAUUAUCCUCUUCUCGUGAAGCGGGCUAUUGUAUACUUCUUGUUUCAACAAAGUUCAACAAUGUUUAAUUACCUAAAGAUGAAUACUUAUUUGAGGUUAAUCUGUUUUCACAAUACAUUUUAUGCACUAAUUACAACAAAAAAGCACUGGUAUGCUCUAAUUGUGAGACACUUAGCGAACAAUGAUACCGUGUUUGUAGUUGAAUGUGAGCUAAAUAUCAAAUUUGUACAUUUGUACAUUUUUUCCUUCAUCAUGCUUACGUGGAAUGUAUUAUCUUUGAAAUGCACUAUUUCAUGCAUCAAGUGACAAUGUGAAUGUAGAUAUCCUUUUCACUGUAUUAAAGGAAACUGUGAACUCUCAAAA